AUGGUGAAUUUCACUGUGGAUGAAAUCCGCGCCCUUAUGGACAAAGUCUCCAAUAUUCGAAACAUUUCAGUUAUUGCUCACGUCGAUCACGGCAAAUCUACCCUCACCGACUCUCUCGUGCAGCGUGCCGGUAUUAUCUCAGCUGCCAGGGCUGGUGAUGCCAGAUUUACGGAUACCCGUGCCGAUGAGCAAGAACGUGGUAUUACCAUCAAGUCAACUGCCAUCUCCCUUUACGCAGUCAUGUCUGAGGACGAUGUCGCCGACAUCCCUCAAAAGUCAGAUGGAAACGAGUUCCUGGUCAACCUCAUCGACUCGCCCGGUCACGUUGACUUUUCUUCUGAAGUCACUGCUGCUCUCCGUGUCACUGACGGUGCGCUCGUCGUCGUCGACUGUAUCGAGGGUGUCUGUGUCCAGACCGAGACUGUCCUGCGUCAGGCUCUUUCCGAGCGUAUCAAGCCCGUCGUCUGUGUAAACAAGGUCGACCGUGCACUGCUCGAGUUGCAAAUUAGCAAAGAGGAGCUCUACCAGACCUUCAACCGUACCGUCGAGUCCGUCAACGUCGUCAUCGCCACCUACUACGAUAAAGCUAUCGGUGAUGUUCAGGUUUACCCAGAGAAAGGCACUGUUGCUUUCGGAUCCGGUCUUCACGGAUGGUGCUUCACCGUCAGGCAAUUUGCCGUUCGUUACGCCAAGAAGUUUGGUGUUGACAAGGCCAAGAUGAUGGAUCGUCUCUGGGGAGACAACUACUUCAACCCAAAGACCAAGAAGUGGACCAAGAGCAGCACUGACGCAGAUGGCAAGCCACUCGAGCGUGCCUUCAACACCUUUGUGCUUGACCCCAUCUUCCGCAUUUUCGCCGCCGUUAUGAACUUCAAGAAGGACGAGAUCCCAACCCUUCUCGCCAAGCUCGACAUCAAGCUCAAGGCCGACGAGUUGGACCUCGAGGGCAAGGCUCUCCUCAAGAUCAUCAUGAAGGCCUUCUUGCCUGCUGCUGAUGCUCUCAUGGAGAUGGUCGUCCUUCACUUGCCAUCGCCCAUCACUGCACAAAAGUACCGUUGCGAGACUCUUUACGAGGGUCCUCUCGACGACGAGUGUGCCGUUGCUAUUGCCAACUGUGACCCCAAGGGACCCCUCAUGUUGUACGUUUCCAAGAUGGUGCCCACCAACGACAAGGGUCGAUUCUUUGCUUUCGGUCGUGUCUUCUCCGGUACCGUCAAGUCUGGUCUCAAGGUCCGCAUUCAGGGCCCUAACUACGAGCCUGGAUCCAAGUCUGACCUCUACAUCAAGGCUAUCCAGCGUACCGUCCUCAUGAUGGGUCGUUUCGUUGAGCCCCUCGAGGACUGCCCUGCCGGGAACAUUGUUGGUCUUGUCGGUAUUGACCAGUUCUUGCUCAAGUCUGGUACUCUUACCACCUCUGAGACUGCUCACAACCUCAAGGUCAUGAAGUUCUCUGUGUCUCCUGUCGUCCAGGUCGCCGUUGAGGUCAAGAACGCCCAGGACUUGCCCAAGCUCGUUGAGGGUCUCAAGCGUCUCUCCAAGUCUGACCCUUGCGUGCUCUGCACAACCUCAGAGUCUGGUGAGCACAUUGUUGCUUGCACAGGUGAGCUCCACCUCGAGAUUUGCCUUAAGGACCUCGAGGAGGACCACGCCGGUGUCCCACUCCGUGUUUCGGACCCAGUCGUGUCUUACCGCGAGACUGUCUCUGCCAAGUCAUCGCAGACUGCGCUCUCCAAGUCACCCAACAAGCACAACCGUAUCUUCAUGAUUGCUGAGCCAAUUACCGAAGAGCUCUCACAGGACAUUGAGGCCGGCAAGGUCAACGCCCGUGAUGAUUUCAAGACGCGUGCACGUUACAUGGCCGACAACCACGAGUGGGAUGUCACGGAUGCCCGUAAGAUUUGGUGUUUCGGACCGGAUACCUCCGGCCCCAACUUGAUUGUUGACCAGACCAAGGCUGUUGCCUACCUCAACGAAAUCAAGGACUCUUGCAUUGCCGCUUUCCAGUGGGCUACCAAGGAGGGACCUGUCGCUGAGGAGAACAUGCGUGGUACGCGAUUCAACAUUAUGGAUGUUGUCUUGCACGCUGAUGCUAUUCACCGUGGUGGUGGUCAAAUCAUUCCUACCUGCAGGCGUGUCGUGUAUGCUGCUACAUUGCUUGCUGAACCAGCGCUCCAGGAACCCGUCUUCCUUGUUGAGAUUCAGUGCCCCGAGCAAGCAAUGGGUGGUAUUUACUCUGUCCUCAACAGGAAGCGUGGUAUGGUCUUCUCUGAGGAGCAACGUCCAGGAACUCCAUUGUUCAACAUCAAGGCUUACCUCCCUGUCAACGAGUCCUUUGGCUUCACUACAGAGCUCAGGCAAGCGACCGGUGGUCAGGCUUUCCCUCAAAUGAUCUUCUCUCACUGGGAUGUGCUCAAGUCGGAUGUCACCGACCCUGCCUCCAAGGCUGGUCAAAUUGUCACGACAAUGCGUGAGCGCAAGGGUCUCAAGCCGGGAGUGCCUCCUUACACGGAGUACUACGACAAGCUUUAG
Protomyces lactucae-debilis is the source of this 2529-nucleotide messenger RNA. Its product is annotated as elongation factor 2. The transcript has 3 exons. Bases 1 to 2529 code for a protein of 842 amino acids. NCBI's taxonomy places the organism in Eukaryota, Fungi, Ascomycota, Taphrinomycetes, Taphrinales, Protomycetaceae. Gene Ontology annotation, biological process: translational elongation. The record is from RefSeq and is a predicted model, not a curated record. Gene Ontology annotation, molecular function: translation elongation factor activity; GTP binding; ribosome binding. Gene Ontology annotation, cellular component: cytosol; ribonucleoprotein complex.